AUGUUUGAGCGGCUCCUGCGGUCCAUCUACGCCCCCCAGAACAUUUACUGCGUCCACAUUGAUAGCAAGUCCCCAGCUGCCUUCCAGGCGGCCGUGCGGGCCAUCGUGGCCUGCUUCCCCAAUGUCUUUGUGGCGAGCCGCCUGGAAAAGGUGGUCUAUGCCUCCUGGUCCCGGCUGCAGGCCGACCUCAACUGCAUGCAGGACCUGUUGCAGAGCCCGGUGUCAUGGCGCUAUGUCCUCAACACCUGUGGCACCGAUUUCCCUAUCAAGACCAACGCCGAGAUCGUCCGUGCCCUGAAGAUGCUGCAGGGGCAGAACAGCAUGGAGUCAGAGAAGCCCUCGGCCCUCAAGCGGGAGCGCUGGCAGUACCACCACGAAGUGGGGAAGUUCAUCUCCCGGACAGCCACAGAGAAACUGCCGCCACCCCACAACGCUCCCAUGUUCACAGGCAACGCGUACAUCGUGGUCACACGGGCCUUCGUGCAGCACGUCUUUGAGAACCCCACCGUGCAGCAGUUCCUCGAGUGGGCCAAGGACACCUACAGCCCUGAGGAGCAUGUCUGGGCCACUCUCAACCGCAUGCCUGGUGUUCCAGGCGCCAUGCCCCAGAAUGACAAGUACCAGCUGUCGGACAUGAAUGCCCUGCCCCGCCUGGUCAAGUGGCAGUACCUGGAGGGUGACACCAGCAAGGGCGCACCCUACCCACCCUGCACCGGCCGGCACCAGCGCGCCGUCUGCAUCUACGGGGCGGGCGACCUGCCCUGGAUGCUCCAGCAGCACCACCUCUUGGCCAACAAGUUCGACCCC
Antrostomus carolinensis (chuck-will's-widow) is the source of this 807-nucleotide messenger RNA. Its product is annotated as beta-1,3-galactosyl-O-glycosyl-glycoprotein beta-1,6-N-acetylglucosaminyltransferase 3. The record is from RefSeq and is a predicted model, not a curated record. Gene Ontology annotation, cellular component: membrane. The annotation marks the transcript as partial. NCBI's taxonomy places the organism in Eukaryota, Metazoa, Chordata, Aves, Caprimulgiformes, Caprimulgidae. The transcript has a single exon. Gene Ontology annotation, molecular function: acetylglucosaminyltransferase activity.